GUGAUCUGAAACCGGCUUCUUCUCUGAGGUCAGAUUGCGAAGGGGUCCGGCAGAGAAGCGGACCUUUUCCAGAGGGAAUCCAGCUUACACGGUACUCCAAGUCCCCUCUGGUUCUCCUCUCUACAUUAUGGCCGCCUCCGGUGCUACUCGCUUCUCUGGCCUAGGCGCGCGUUCCUUCAGCGACUUUGUCGGGAUCGCGACAUUCCAGGGGCUCCGGGGGUGCCGGACGCGAGCGCACCGCCACCCAAUCAGACAUUUGUCUUCCUGUGGCAUUGUCAUGACCAGAGCUUCUAAAAGGGAUGUACAAGAUAUCAGCAGUCCAUGUAUGCAACCGUGCCGCAGUUUUCUGGGCUUCACUGGACCAUUAACUAACAAGAGGAAGGAAUACUCCGAGCGUAGAAUUAUGGGGUACUCCAUGCAAGAGAUGUAUGAGGUGGUGUCCAAUGUAGAAGAAUAUAAACUGUUUGUGCCUUGGUGUAAAAAAUCUACAGUAAUUUCCAAGCGCACAGGAUAUGCAAAAGCACAGUUAGAAGUUGGCUUCCCUCCCAUAUUGGAGAGAUAUACUUCUAUAUUAACUCUAGUUCGUCCACACCUUGUUAAGGCUGUCUGUACAGAUGGACGUCUCUUCAAUCAUCUAGAGAGCAUCUGGCGAUUUAGCCCUGGCAUCCCUGGAUACCCUCGCACCUGCACUGUAGAUUUCUCAAUAUCCUUUGAAUUCCGCUCACUGCUUCAUUCCCAGUUGGCCACGGUCUUCUUUGAUGAAGUUGUAAAGCAGAUGGUUGCCGCCUUUGAGCGGAGAGCAGGGAAAAUGUAUGGCCCAGAGACCCCAAUUCCCAGAGAGCUCAUGUUUCAUGAGAUUCACCAGACGUGAUGACCGCUGCAGGGUUACAUAGUAUGGGGAGAGACAGAGAAGCAUCUUCAGCGCCAACCAGCCAAGGACACUAAGCAGUGAAUACAAACAUGAGCCAAACCGCCUUGUGCACUCAUUGGGACUCCUGAGCUCAGAACCACGCUGUUUUUUGUUAUUUUUUUUCUUUUUUUUGUUUUUUUAAAAAAAAAAAACAACAAAUAUUUAUUUAAUUUCACAUCUUAUUGUGCUGCAAAAUAUAUGUCUAAGUUAUCAACA
This is a messenger RNA of Xenopus tropicalis (tropical clawed frog), 1126 nucleotides long. RefSeq names its product coenzyme Q10A (gene coq10a). Gene Ontology annotation, biological process: cellular respiration. Gene Ontology annotation, molecular function: ubiquinone binding. The record is from RefSeq and is marked provisional. Gene Ontology annotation, cellular component: mitochondrial inner membrane; mitochondrial membrane. NCBI's taxonomy places the organism in Eukaryota, Metazoa, Chordata, Amphibia, Anura, Pipidae.